AUGACGCAGCUAAACGGAACACCAGACGGUGUCAUGGACGAACGCUCGCCUGCUGCCUUGGAGAAGGGAGACGGCGUCGUUUACGACGAGGCCAACAGGAGCGAUGGGUCCACAGAGGGCGAGUUCACGUGGACUCCCGAGGAGGAAGUCAUGGUUCGCCGCAAGCUGGAUCGCGUGAUCGUGCCGCUCACAACAUUUCUCUACUUGCUAUGCUUCCUCGAUCGAAUCAACAUUGGAAAUGCACGUAUCCAGGGCAUGGGCAAAGACCUCAAACUCAACCAGGGUGUGCGCUUCAACUGGGUCACGUCCAUCUUCUACAUUGUCUACAUGUUUGUCGAGAUUCCCAGCAACAUUCUCCUCAAGAAACUGGGGCCAAAGUACUACCUGCCUCUGCUUGUGUGCGGCUUCGGUUUCGUCUCGCUUUGCACGGCCUUUGUGCAAAACUUUGGCGGCUUGCUGGUUGCUCGAGCAUUCCUCGGAAUCUUUGAAGGUGGUGUCAUGCCUGGUCUUGCUUUCUUCAUCACGUGCUUCUACAAGCGCAAUGAGCUUCUCUUCCGUGUCGGCAUCUAUGUCUCGGCCGCCUCCAUGGCUGGUGCAUUUGGUGGCCUGCUUGCUACUGCUCUCUCUCGUAUCCCUCCAUGGGGCGCCUCGUCCAUGAUCAUCCACACAUGGCGAAACAUUUUCUUCUUCGAGGGCCUCGUCACCGUUAUCAUCGGCCUUUCCGCACCCUUUGUGAUGCCCCGCAGCCCGGAAGAAUGCUGGUUUCUGAACGAGCGCGAACGCAUGAUUGCUUCGCGGCGCCUCGUCCUCAAGAACGGUGCCGACGAGAACGAGAAGACGGAGCCUCACCACGUAAAGAGGGCCAUGCUGAACAUUACAAACUACUUUUGCGCCUUUGGAUUCUUCUUCAUCAACAUUACUGUCCAGGGUAUCUCGCUGUUCAUGCCAACUAUUCUCGCCGAUCUGGGCUGGACAGCGACCAAGGCGCAGCUCUACUCAGUUCCUCCCUACGUGUGUGCCUGUGUCAUCGCCAUCAUGGUAGCUUUUGCCUCUGACAAGACGAACCGCCGCGGCAUCUACCUCGCCAUUUUCACAGUCCCCGCCAUCGCCGGCUUCUGCAUCAUGCGCUGGGCAACGGACCCGCAAACCCGCUAUGGCGGAAUCUUCCUCAUUACCAUCGGUGCCUUCCCAGGCGGCCCCGGCUUCAUGGCAUGGGCCGCCAACAACGCCGCCGGACCCGCCAUCCGCUCCGUCUCGACCGCCUACGUCGUCACGCUCGGCACCGCGGGCGGCAUCCUCGCCACCUGGACCUACACCUCCAAAGACGCCCCUCGCUACCCCACGGGCCACACAAUCAAUCUCUGCGGCCAAAUCUGCGUCUUCUUCCUCGCCAUCUUCGGCAUCUUCUACUGCAAAUGGGAAAACAAGCAGCGUGAUCUGGGUAGACGCGAUCACCGUCUUGCUGGGAAAUCCGCAGCGCAGAUUCGCGAUUUGGGCUAUAGACACCCAGAGUUUAGAUAUAUGCAUUAGUUGCGUACUAAGGACAUGCGAGAUAGAAGAUGAAAAGAACGAAGAGACGGAUGAAUGACACUC
Molecule: messenger RNA, 1593 nt
Organism: Exserohilum turcica Et28A
Lineage: Eukaryota; Fungi; Ascomycota; Dothideomycetes; Pleosporales; Pleosporaceae
Exons: 6
Coding region: 1-1530 (509 amino acids)
Biological process (GO): transmembrane transport
Cellular component (GO): membrane
Molecular function (GO): transmembrane transporter activity
Source: RefSeq, a predicted model, not a curated record